GGGUGCUGUCUGUCAUUUGACAUCCGCCAUUUUGCUACAAUUUUAUUUUCAUUAUCAAUUUACCAUCGACAACGCAUCAAUCACGUGAUUAUUUAUUGAUUCAUCUAUAAAUUAAGUGGAUAUCUUCGCCUGCUAUUUGUUUUCUUAAUCAUUUGUAACAUAUCACUGCGUUUAUUCAUCGAAUUUAAUAUGUCGGAGCAAUAUAACCUACAAAUCCCCACCGAGCAGGAGCCUACCAAUGAUAGCGACACUGAAAUGGAUCCUGCUGUGACAAUCAAAACUGAAGACGAUACAGGUCUUCCUCGAGAAGUGUUCUUUUUCAAUAAUAACUCCGAGGAACAACGUGGUUUUGUGCAGAAUAAUCAGAACUACGAGAUUCUAGGUGCUUCCAUUCCGGUGGACAAUGAGCACAUGGGACGUGUGCUGUUGAUGAAUUCGGAGCAGGAUACUGUCAAAAUGCGUCUGCCUGAAUUGAAGGGGGAGACUAGUGACUCGACGCAUUUUAUCAAGUACAAACCGGAUGGGAACGGGAAAAAUAUCAAGGUGUGGGAGUGUGGGAUUUGUCACAAGGAGUUCGGCCAUCAAUACAUCCUCAUGCGUCACCUGCCGACGCACACCGAUGAGCGGAAAUACGAGUGCAAGCAAUGUGGGAAAGCUUUCCGUCAGAUGUCAACGCUGUCACAGCAUCGCGCCAUUCACUCCAAGCUGCGUCCGUUCAUCUGUGAAGUGUGCCAGAAAACGUUUAAUCGUGUCUCGACGCUGAUCUCACAUCGCAAGACCCACACAGGUUUGAAACCACAUCGAUGUCAUCUAUGCAACAAGGCAUUUCAUCAGAAAGGCAACUUGAGAAAUCACAUCUUUACGCACACAAACGAACGUCCCUACAAGUGUGACGUGUGCAACAAGGGGUUUAACCAAAUGUCCAAUCUAAUGUGUCACAAGUUCAAAGCCCAUCAACGCGCGGAUAAACCCAAGUACAAUUGCCCCACCUGCGGGAAAUUAUUUGACAGACGCAUUGCAUUGCGUAAUCACAAACAAUACGAACAUGGCGAUAAUCAUUCCCCUAUGACCAGCGGGGAGUUUAAUGUCCCUACUGAUGGUACAGCCCCUCGGGAUAUGCCUGCCCCCAGUGUUAAUUACACCAAUGGUGUGAUGAUCCCUCGUAUUAAGACCAACGCCAUGAAACUUAUGUCUGGCUAUGGUCAGGUCCCUUUCGCUUUGCUAAAACCAUUAGAAGGUGUCCCUGUUUUGGUCCGGGUACUCCUCUCAGGUAUAAAAAGCCUACUUGUCCCUGCAACUGCUGACGAAUUGAAGAAGUACUGUAAGUUAACCCCGAAAGUUGAACCAAAUUCCGAGGAAAACAAAGAUAAAGACCCAAAAGGUCCCAACACUGGUGUGGUUGUGGUUAAGAUACCCGUGGUGGCUACAGUUAUCCAACGCUGGCGUAAUGGUCAGGUAUGUCUGGACAUUGUCGAACCAGGUCCUGAUCCAGAGUCACGUCCCUGUGUGAAUGGCAGUGAUUACGAGGAAGAAGAUGAGAAUGAAGGGGAGUCCAGUGCGGAUGAAAAGGACUUUGCCAACUUGAAUGAGUUUGAUGAUUCUGGCUUGGAUACGGAUAUGAAUAUGUUUGCAGCCGCGGCUUCUUUGAUUGAUUUGCGCACGCGUCCUCAGGCCAUCGAGGUGGAUCAAGCAAGUGUUGAGAUGUUUAAUCAUGAUGAGUUGGAUAUUGAUAUUACCAACUCGGUGAUUGAUCUGGAGAAGGACCAUCGUGCGUGUGGUAUGAUUACCGAGAGCUGCUUUGAUAAGGAUGACAAUGAGUUUGAGGUAGGUGGCUUGUACAUGUUUGUAUACUGGGUGUUUAUGGAGAUGUUUUUUUAACAGAUUGAUGUUUAUGUUAGCGCUGAGGAAGAUUCUGAAGACUCUUCUUAGUUUAACUUUAAUUUCUUUGGGUUAUAUUUAAAACUGUAAUGGUCAUGGCACCACUAGUUUGGCUUAAGUUAAUGUAACUUAAAUAUUUGAUCACUU
This is a messenger RNA of Dalotia coriaria, 2025 nucleotides long. RefSeq lists its product as uncharacterized. Gene Ontology annotation, cellular component: nucleus. NCBI's taxonomy places the organism in Eukaryota, Metazoa, Arthropoda, Insecta, Coleoptera, Staphylinidae. The record is from RefSeq and is a predicted model, not a curated record. The transcript is spliced from 5 exons. Bases 190 to 1878 code for a protein of 562 amino acids. Gene Ontology annotation, biological process: regulation of transcription by RNA polymerase II; embryo development. Gene Ontology annotation, molecular function: DNA-binding transcription factor activity, RNA polymerase II-specific; RNA polymerase II transcription regulatory region sequence-specific DNA binding.